UGUCUCAGACUCCGCCUCCAAAUAAAGAAAGCGAGCCGUGCAAGGACGCCGACGCCGCGGGGGAUCCGAGCGGCGGCAGCGCGAAUCUCGGCGAUAUGGGCGCGGCCGGCGCGGGCGCGGGCGCGAUCCGGCGGGCGGCGUGCGCGGCGGCGGACAGGGCGUGCGCGGCGGCGAGGGGGGCGCGGCGGGCGCUGGCGCGGUUCGCGCCGCGGCCGUCGGCGUUCGGCGCCGCGGCCGACGCGGAGGCCGCGGCGGUGCGCGCCGUGCGCAACCUCCGCACGUUCCGGUUCCACUACGCCGCGCUGCAGUGGGCGCUCCUCCUGGCGUCGCUCGCGCCGCGGCACAGGGCGUCCAUGCUCUUCCUCAUGGCGGCCUCCAAGGGCCUCCUCCUCUACGGGGGGCUCCUCCGGGUGUUCCCCAACUCGGCGCUGCUCCGCCGCCUCCUCGACCGCCGCCUCGUCGCCCUCGUCUUCGUCGCGCUCGUCCUCGCCGACCUCGCCGCCGCCGGCGCCAUCGCCAACCUCCUCGCCGCGCUCGCCGUCGGCGUCCCGGUCAUCGUGCUCCACGCCUCCUUCCGCGUCCGCGACGACCUGGAGGGGCCCUCGCUGCCGUCCCCGGCGGCGGAGAACGGCGAGGAGGAGACGGCGGCCGUGGUGGAGAAGAAGGAGGACGGCGACGUCGAGGCAGGGCCGACGCGGCGGUCCAUGGCGGCGGCGCCAAGAUCGCCGAAGUGACAAACACUUCUACUUACUACGAGCUAUAGCUAAUUGAUCAUACGAUUCAACAGGUAAUUGGCCAGAUCUGCCUGGCUGUUCUUGAUAAAGUCAAUCUUGGCAUAGAAUUUUUUGAAAAAAAAAAGAGAGAGAAAAAAAAUCAUCCGUAGAAUGUAUAGAUAGUGAGAGAGACUCAACUCGAUCUGAGAAAAGGAAUUGAGAGGUUUCUUGGUAAGGCAUUCAUUCUUCUGUAGCAAUAGAGGAUUGACCAAUAUUGAGUUCUUGAUCAAAUACCUAAUACAUUUGCAAGAAAUGACUAGAGAAUA
Messenger RNA from Oryza sativa Japonica Group (Japanese rice), 1039 nucleotides. RefSeq names its product PRA1 family protein D. NCBI's taxonomy places the organism in Eukaryota, Viridiplantae, Streptophyta, Magnoliopsida, Poales, Poaceae. The record is from RefSeq and is a predicted model, not a curated record.